GGGGAUGGGGAAGAAGAAGAGUUAGGUUUUGAUUUCGAGUGACGCCUCACUGUUCUUUCAAUUUAAUGGCCCGACGUCGGCGACUCAAAACCCUACCGGAUGCAAGUAGGGAUUUAAUAAGUGAGCUGCCGGUAGAGGUGAAGGACAGAAUUUUGGAGUAUUUGCCCACCCGAGACGCCGCCAGAACUGCUCUGCUCUCAAGGCACUGGAAUCAUGUUUGGUUGCAGCAUGAGCGGCUUACGUUCGAUUGCGAAUUUGUGCAGAGUUUCCAACAGUUCCAAGAUGAUGACGGUAGAACCCUCGUGAACAUAAUCAAUAAUAUCUUAUUUACUCGUGCUGGGCCUGUUAAGAAAUUUACUCUAGAGAUAGACACUGAAAAAGAUCCUUUGGCGUCGCCGCAGCAAUCUGAUUUUGAUAGGUGGUGUCUUUUUCUGUCAAGAAAUGGUGUGGAUGAACUUAACUUAUCUUUAUAUAGUGAUCGAGGGCAAGAUUAUCAGCUGCCAUUUUGUUUACUCUCUUGCAGGACAGUUAAGAAAGUGAUAGUCGAAGGUCCCUUUAUUAAUUUGCCUUUAAAUGCUUGUGGUAUAUUUUCCAAUGUCACUUCAUUAGCUUUCUUGAAUGUUGUAUUUCACCGCAGUGUUAAUGGAAUUGCCUCUAGUAUUAGUAUUCCUAAGCUUGAGAAACUGGCUUUCGAGGAUUGUCAAGGGAUCAAUAAGUUUGAGAUCAGCUCUCCAAAGCUUGAAAUCUUGUCUGUUAUUAGUUAUAUUUAUGAUUUGGUUCAUGCGAGAUGGUUGGCAGCGCAUUUGAAAGCCAUUAAGACUCUUUGGUUGUGUGGCUCUUCGUUGUCGUGUAUGCAUGUAUCUAUGCUUCCAACUGCAAUAAAUCUGCGAGUUCUGAAGGUAUAUGAAUUAGAUUUUGGUUGUUGGAAUCAGUUCCUCGUUUCUAUGCAAUUGCUUCAAAAAUGCCCCAACCUAUGUGAACUAUGGAUUAUGGCGGAUGAGUUAGGUUGGGAGGAUGACAACGAACUGAACGAUGCUGCUUCAAAGCUUUUGGAGGAUGGAAGCGGUUGCUUGUUUAUUCAAGAGAUGCAGAUGCUUAACACAAUUAAGAUUGAAGCAUUCAGUGAUCAAUCCGAACUCGAAAUGCUUUUUAUGAAAAUGUUGCUCUCAAAAUCCCCUGCGCUAGAGAGAGUUGUUAUUGUGAAGUCUUGGCGUAGGAAUGCCUCCGAAGUGGUGAGAAAAAUUCAAAGGAAGUUGGAAUGCUUCCCUCGUGCAUCUCCAAAUGCACAAAUUGUUUGCACUGGCAAUGAAUAUGCACGUAUGAGUAAGGACUGGAUGGAUACCCAUGGUGUUAGGCUUGUAGACUGA
Ipomoea triloba (trilobed morning glory) is the source of this 1367-nucleotide messenger RNA. RefSeq names its product F-box/FBD/LRR-repeat protein At1g13570-like. Gene Ontology annotation, molecular function: protein binding. The record is from RefSeq and is a predicted model, not a curated record. Bases 66 to 1367 code for a protein of 433 amino acids. NCBI's taxonomy places the organism in Eukaryota, Viridiplantae, Streptophyta, Magnoliopsida, Solanales, Convolvulaceae. The transcript has 3 exons.